This is a messenger RNA of Rhodamnia argentea, 1044 nucleotides long. RefSeq names its product ER lumen protein-retaining receptor B-like. Bases 147 to 794 code for a protein of 215 amino acids. Gene Ontology annotation, cellular component: cis-Golgi network; endoplasmic reticulum; membrane. The record is from RefSeq and is a predicted model, not a curated record. Gene Ontology annotation, molecular function: ER lumen protein retrieval receptor activity. The transcript has 6 exons. Gene Ontology annotation, biological process: endoplasmic reticulum to Golgi vesicle-mediated transport; protein retention in ER lumen. NCBI's taxonomy places the organism in Eukaryota, Viridiplantae, Streptophyta, Magnoliopsida, Myrtales, Myrtaceae.
GCGGUCGGUGGAGGAGGAGGAAUUCGGUAGCCAUUAAAAACUCACUCCCGUCAAACUCAUCUCAUUAUCCUAUUCAGACUCAGAACAAGCGCGAUCGAGAGAGAGAGAAAGAGAGAGAGAGAGAGAGAGAACUCAAUCAAGCAAUCAUGAACGUAUUCAGGUUAGCAGGAGACAUGACCCACCUCCUCAGCAUAGUGGUGCUUCUUCUCAAGAUUCGCACCACCAAGUCCUGUGCCGGUAUUUCACUCAAGACUCAAGAACUGUAUGUCAUCGUCUUCUUGGCACGCUACCUCGAUUUGUUCACGAGGUACGUCUCUUUCUACAACACAGCAAUGAAGCUCUUCUUUAUCGGGACUUCAGUUGCCAUAGUCUGGUACAUGAGGUACCAUAAAGUAGUGAAGCAGACUUAUUCCCGGGAAGAAGACACAUUCAAACAUUAUGUUCUGGUUCUCGUGUGCUUCAUUUUGGCAAUCUUGAUUCCCCUUGCUUUCACCGUGACUGAGAUUCUCUGGACAUAUUCAAUAUAUCUUGAAGCAGUGGCAAUCUUGCCGCAACUGGUGUUACUGCAGAGGUCAAGCAACAUCGACAACUUAACAGGAAGCUAUGUCUUUCUUCUUGGUGCCUAUCGAGCCUUGUAUCUUGUUAACUGGGUAUAUCGGUUCUUCACGGAGACGCACAAAAUACGCUGGAUUCCUUGGGUAUCGGGGCUUGUCCAGACAGCCCUUUAUGCAGAUUUCUUUUACUUUUACAUUAAAAGUUGGAAAAAUCAUGAGAAGUUGAAGCUUCCCUCAUGAAGCUCACCUUCCUUGGAUCAAAGGGGACAGAGGAAGCCAAUACUAAUCAUGGAGGCAAGGCAUUUUAAGCUGGGCAGGACACAAAACCUUCUCUCUUACAAGCAGCUCUAUGUUAUCGCUCCAAUGGAUGAUAAGCUGUCUUCACCUUGAUGAUGUGUUUUCCUAGUCUUUAGUCAUAGUUAUGGAGUUGUAGGACUAACUAUGUAGAAAUCUUCUCUCUUAAAUUAAGUGAAGUUUCGUCCUUAGUGUC